Molecule: messenger RNA, 1612 nt
Organism: Sycon ciliatum
Lineage: Eukaryota; Metazoa; Porifera; Calcarea; Leucosolenida; Sycettidae
Exons: 6
Coding region: 72-1376 (434 amino acids)
Biological process (GO): mismatch repair
Molecular function (GO): ATP binding; mismatched DNA binding
Source: RefSeq, a predicted model, not a curated record
GCUCAGUCACGAGUCAGUGGGUGGAUAUUUCUCCCAGAUAAAUUAAUACUAGACAGUAAUUGGAUAGUACGAUGAAGUCGUCCAAACGGCCUUGGUACUCCAGAAAGUCACCUGGUGCCUCAUCAUAUGGUGGAAAGACCACGACCAGCUCUUCAAAGCAGACCCCGGAGAAAGGCGGACAGCAACAGGCCACGCUCUCCAAAUUCUUCAACGUGAAGCCUCCGUCAACACCGGUGGCGGCAACAGCAGCAGCAAAAACAUCAGCUGUUCAAGUAUAUGUAGUGUAUGAUGGUGGUGGUAGUCAUGACAACAGCAGCAAUGGCAGUCAUCCUGUUGCAGCAUCUGCAGAGCUUGCACCUGCCACGCUGACUCGCCUGCAGCGUUUCCAGCAGUGCAUGCCAUUGCAAAGCGGCGCAUCGUCCACCACAUCGGCAUCCUCCUCCAGCUCCAGUUCCAGCCGUGCUUGCCAGCAGGCCGCAUGUGCUAAAGGCUCAAGCCUACGGCUGUCUGGUUCACUGGAGGCUGGCGCGAGUGACGGCAGAGCUGAUGAUGUAGUGGAGAGCCCUACCCGUGCUGCUGCUGCUGCUGCUGCUGCUGCUGCUGCUGCUGCUACGACUGUUACCGGUACCUGUACUGGUGGCGAUGAAGAUGGUGAUGAUGAUGAUGACCUGGUGUUGGUGAGCUCGACCACGCCGCGAAGUCGAUCGCAGCCAGUGGCUUCUCCUCCGGCCAAGCGUGUGCGGCGGCCAGCUUCAUCUGCAUCGUCGUCGUCGUCAACGUCGGAUAUCAAAGCUUCCAUUGUCGCAUUUUCGUCCCCCGCCAGUCACGUUUCCACGCCGGUGUCUUCAAGGACGCUAUUGUCUCCGUCCUCGGUAUCAUCACGGCUGACCUCUUCGCCAUCGUCCAGCAGCUGUGCUAAGGGUUCGCCGUACACACCGCUUGAGAAGCAGUACAUGGCGAUACGCGACGCGAACCCCGGCGUACUGCUCAUGGUCGAGUGCGGGUACAAGUUCCGCUUCUUUGGCGAGGAUGCCGAGGUUGCAGCUCGUGUUCUCAACAUCUUCUGCCACCCGAUGCACAACUUCAUGAACGCCAGCAUACCCGUGCAGCGGCUGCCUGUUCACGUGCGUAGGCUGGUAAUGGCAGGUUACAAGGUGGGUGUAGUGCGGCAGGUGGAGAGCGCGGCACACAAGGCACUCAGUGACAAGAAGGGCGCGCCGUUUGAGAGGAGUCUGAGCGAGCUGUACACGCGAGCAACGCUUAUCGGUGAAGAUAUCCUUCUUGUCCUGCUCUUCCCCCCUCCCACCCCGUCCCCGCGUCUCGGUCACACUCUUACCCUUUUGUGUACUGUGCCCUUCCUCAUUCUCAUUGCAUGAACAUCGUAACACAGUUUGUUUGCACUGGCGUCCAUGUACUGUUCUGCCAACAAAUACUACUCUUGUCUUGAGCCAUACAUGAGCAACUUCAAAACUUCAAUAGCGUGUUCUUGUGGAGUUAUCUUGCAGACAAAACAAAGAACAGAAAUCAAUGAGUAGCAGUGGUGAGGCUUCCUGCAGCUUCAUUUAUAGGAGGUAGUAGUUUAGAGCUGACUCUCUCUUUCCCAUUCACUUUC